Molecule: messenger RNA, 488 nt
Organism: Peromyscus leucopus (white-footed mouse)
Lineage: Eukaryota; Metazoa; Chordata; Mammalia; Rodentia; Cricetidae
Product: small nuclear ribonucleoprotein Sm D1-like
Exons: 1
Coding region: 23-382 (119 amino acids)
Biological process (GO): RNA processing; spliceosomal snRNP assembly
Cellular component (GO): commitment complex; spliceosomal tri-snRNP complex; precatalytic spliceosome
Molecular function (GO): RNA binding
Source: RefSeq, a predicted model, not a curated record
ACCAGGAGGCUGAGCCGCUAGGAUGAAGCUCGUGAGAUUUUUGAUGAAACUGAGUCAUGAAACUGUAACCAUUGAAUUGAAGAAUGGAACACAAGUCCAUGGAACAAUCACAGGUGUAGAUGUCAGCAUCAAUACACAUCUUAAAGCUGUGAAAAUGACCCUGAAGAACAGAGAACCUGUACAGUUGGAAACCUUGAGCAUUCGAGGAAAUAACAUUCCGUACUUUAUUCUACCAGACAGCUCACCUCUAGACACAUUACUUGUGAAUGUGGAACCUAAGGUGAAGUCUAAGAAAAGGGAAGCUGUUGCAGGAAGGGGUCGAGGCCGAGGUAGAGGAAGAGGACGUGGUCGCGGCAGAGGAAGAGAGGGUCCCAGGCGAUAAUGUCUUUCGAGAUUACUGUUUCAAAGUGAUAAGGAAUUGGGGGAUAGUUUUUGUACAGGUUUUGUUUGUUUGUCAAUUUUUAAUAAACGUUAAGUGUGGGGAUGGA